GCUCAAAUGAGCAGCGUUCGCCGUUGAAGUCGCACGCGAAUUUUGAAAUUGCUAGCCGCAAAAUUGAAAGACGUUACGAGAGAGUUUUUUCGAGUUCGUUAUUUGCUGUUUCGCCGUAGAAAUUCAAAGUGAAAAUCAAAUUUAGCGUCGUGAGUGUUUGUGUGUGUGUGUAAGUGAAAUUGUGAAAAUUGCAAAUUAAAACCCAGCGCAUACCAACGAAAAAUAAGAAAACAAAACCCAAACCUCUGUGCACUUGGAUUAAAGCACACCAAAAAAACGAGAAAAAAAAAACUCCUAUUGGAUUUUCACUUUUUAUGGGAUUAGCUGCAGCCAUAAACAUAUAACUCAUCUGAUCUAACUUCAGGUGAUCGAACAGCUGCUGCUUGUUGCAGCCACAAAACAGGAAAUCUUUACAUCGCUUAUUUUUUUGGCAACAUUUUGAAUGCUUUUGCCUCAAUAUGGCCCAACACUGUGAUCAACGUUGGCUCAAGCUCUUCACAUGCAGCCUGCUGUUGCUGUCGCUGUUCGCGUUGCAAGCAACCGAUGCCAAACGCACAACGGCCAAUUUAACUGCCUGCCAGCAUUUGAGACGCGCCGAAUCCCGUCGUGCGAAGGCGUUGCAAGAUUCAUCGGUGCGUAUUCCACGUUGCCGCAAAACAGGCGAGUUUGAGCGCAUACAAUGCACGAAUGAGAAAGCUGGCGAGGAUUGCUGGUGCAUCGAUGAAUACGGCGUAGAGUUGCCUGGCUCCAGGAAUGCCACACGCAGUGGAGUGCUAUGUGAAGAGCCCAAACAUUGUGCCGCCUCCGCUUGUCGCAUGUUCUGCCCCUCGGGUUUUGCACGUGAUGCACAAACUGGUUGCUCCGUGUGUCGCUGCAGAGAUCCCUGCGAUGGCCUCGACUGCCCGAACGGACAAACCUGUCAACUCCAAGAAGUACAAUGCAAAUCGGAACCUUGUCCACCGUUGCCCACCUGCAAGAAGGCGCGCUCACUGGCCAAUUUCUGUCCAGCUGGUUUACCUUUGGCCAUCGAUGACAGCGUCAGACCUUUCUUGUGUGGCCAGGAUGCGGGUAAGCCGCAGUGUCCGCCGCUGUAUCAGUGCAUGGUCGAGGCGGGCAACGACUAUGGCGUCUGCUGUCCCAGCACGUUGACCUUCCAGAAGCCUGGGAUCUGCCCGGCGCCGGAGCAGGCGCAAUACACUCAACGCACGGGUUACAUGUGCGGUGCUCCUUGCAGCCAUGAUCUGGAGUGUCGCAACAUGGAGAAGUGUUGCUUCACCAAAGGCUGCCAGUUCAAUUGCCAGCAGCCCAGCAAUGUCACCGGUUGCCAUCAGGCCAAAGCCUUGGCCGACAUCUUGGCCAUCAAUGAGCGCGAGGGACGCGGCUAUGUUCCCGAUUGCAAUGGUCCAGGGGGACAAUACACACCCAGGCAAUGCUCGAGGAAUGGUUUGGUCUGCUGGUGUGUGGAUCCUCGCACGGGACACAAGAUCAAGGAGUCCAUGGGAGCGGCGAACAAUGUCAACUGCGAUGGCUGGGAGAACAUGAUCAGUCGCUCGUAUGCGCGCAGCUUCCAGAUGGAACAGUGCGACACCAACAUCUGUGCUGCAGUCUGUGAAUAUGGAUUCAAGAACGAUCAUAAUGGCUGCCCGACCUGCGAGUGCUCGGAACCCUGCGAAGGCUUCAAGUGUUCCAUUGGCUCGCACUGCGAGGUUGCCACCGAUCCGCUCUGUGAAUCCGGCUCCUCGUUGUGCUCCUCUUGGCCCGUCUGCAAACCCGAUUUGGCCUACUCGAAUCCCUGUGAUGUUGGCACUCCGCUCUCGGACACUGUGAGUGGCGAAGUCAUGUAUUGCUUUGAUGAGCGACAGGCGCGCAGCUUCCAGCCCACGGCCUUCUUUGAACCCGAGGUGGAAUCGAAGCAGGGUCGCUCCAUGAGCAAUCGCAUCAUGUGUCCCGAGCAAUACAAGUGCACCAAGCUGCAUCGUGAAACAGAAAGCGUUUGCUGUCCACUGCCAGAGCAGUCAACAGCCGCCAGCGAGGAUCAGCCGACGACGCAUCAGCAGACAAUGUGCGAAUAUCUUCGCGAUUUCUCGGAGCGCAUGGAAGGCACCGAGGCCGGAAUGCAGCUGGCGAUGCCAGCACCCCGCUGCACCCCCGAAGGCGACUACGCGAGUCGCCAGUGCGAGCUCCGCAAGAUUAGCGUAACCCGAGCCGAGCAGCGCAAGAUCCUCGAGGAGAAUACGAUUCGUCGCAUGCGCAUGUUGCUCCAAAAUGCGCCCAAACGCACUCGCCGCAAUGCGGAACGCCUGAAACUCUAUCGCGUGGAUGAUGCCACACUCAAGGUGCAACUUGCCACGGCGCCAGCGCCAGUUGCAGCCAUGGCACGCAGUGCCAAAGUCAUAGAUAUAGGCAACGAUCGUCAGCAGUUGUUUGAGACGGACUUCAAGAAGGUCGCCCCGGCGCCAAAGAAACACACAGCUGACUCUGAACUCGUGGAGCAGGAGGUGGAACAAUGUUGGUGUGUGGACAGCUUUGGCACCGAGAUUCCGCAGUCGAGGGGUUACAAUGUGAGUGACGACAGUUGCCAGCAGCUGCGAGAGGAUUUGUCCUGCCUCGAUCUCACCUGUCGCAUGGGCUGUGAAUACGGAUUUGCUUUGGAUGCCCAGACUCGUUGUCCCGCCUGUCAGUGUCGCGAUCCCUGCGAUGGCGUCAGCUGUGGGGAAGGCAAGGAAUGUCGCAUUGUUGACGUGAGCUGUGAAGGUGAAUACUGUCCUCCAGUGCCCGCUUGCCUGCCCCGCAAGCCAGGACAAUGUCCCUACCUGGUGCCACCUGGACUCAGCGUGGAUAACCUCGAUGCGAAUGUUUGUGGCUACGAGUGUCGCACAGAUGCGCAUUGCGAAGGCACACGACGCUGCUGCUCCAAUGGCUGUGGCACGCAGUGUGUGGAACCGCAGCUGAAGACGGCUUGCCAGCAUCUGCAGUCCAUACAGCUGCAUCAGAGCUCGGAGCUGGGCAUUCCGGCACGUCUGAUGAGCGUGGCACAAUGCGAGCAGGAAACCGGAAAGUGGAAGCAAGUGCAGUGUGCACCCGACGGGCAUUGUUGGUGCGUCGAUAGCCAGGGACAACAGCUGGCGGGCACAAAAGUGAAGUCACCUGCUGAACCCGUCUGUCAACUCAACUCCAGCUACGCUUGUCCCCCUUCGAAGUGCUCCCAGCAAUGCGAAAGUGGCUAUCAAAUGGAUGCGAAUGGUUGUCAGACUUGCGCGUGUCGCAAUUACUGCGAGGAACUCAACUGCGCCAGCGAUGAGGAGUGUCAGCUGAUACACGUGGAGUGCGUGGACAGUCCUUGCCCCAAGAUGCCCAUCUGUGUGCCGCGACGUGCUUCGGUCUGUGCCGAGGGCAAUCCGCUGCAGCAAGGCGACCUCGAUGUCAGCUGUGGGCCACAUAAUGAGCAUGAUGCAUGCCCCACGACGCACAGCUGCCAGCUGAAUCCGGUCACAAAUCGCGGAGUCUGUUGCUCGAAGACACGCGACGUCUGCUUCGAAUCGAUGGACAAUGUGUGCCUGGCCAGCUCGGAGUCAACACAGAAUCUAACACGCUAUCGCUUCAGUCCAAAGGCCAACAAGUGUGUCAGCGUGCAGUUGGAUGCAAAUUCUGCCGCCGCGUGUCAAUCGAAGAAUCUUUUCCACAACGAACUCGCCUGCAAUUCCGUGUGUCCUUUGCUCACUCCCUGCGAACGCUUGAAGCUGAAGAACAGCUUGGCUGCCCAGCGCACUGGACACUCCUCCGUUUGGUUUCAGCCACGUUGUGAUCCCAUUACCGGUCACUGGAGUCCGGUGCAGUGUCUGGGCAAGCAGCCCGAAUUGAACAGCACACCCAAAUCACACACGGAGAUUGUAAGUCGCGCUUUUGCCGGGAAUGAAGAGACGCCAAGUCCUUAUGGCGUUUGCUGGUGUGCGGAUCGCAAGGGUGCACCUCUCAAAGGCACACUCACCCGGGAUGUGGAGCCAGUUUGCAACAGUCGCCAGGCGCGUCAGCGCAAGCAAUACGAUCUGGGCGAUCCGCUGAUGGAGCAGCUCAUCUCGCAGCUGACGCAGUUGAAUGAGUUGUCCAACGACGACCUGGACUUGGAUGAGGUGGAGGCACGUCUGCAGCCCACGGAACGUGUCAUGGAGUUGGCCAACUCGCUGCUAGACUCUCAACUCUCAGUGGAAGCUUCGCCGCUGCAACCCAUGCAGCUGAAUACGACACGUUGUCGUGCGCUCGCCGAGACUGCGACAUUCCCAGUGAGCUGCGAUGAGUCGGGUUCCUUCUUGCCACAGCAGUGCAAUGGGCACAGCUGUUGGUGCGUCGAUGCCGCAGGCAAUCAGCUGCAGUCCACGCACAUCUUUGGACAGGGUGACAAGCACUGCGAACAAGUGCCCAUCGAAUCGGUGGCCAUUGAGCUGCACAUGAGCAACAGCAGCUCGAGCAGCGUGCGAAAUGUCUACGAUUCGAUAAGGAGGGAACUUCAGCAACUCCUCGGCGAUGUGGUGGAGAAUCUGCGUGUGCAGGAGAACUUUGAUGGCUCGGUGAUUGUCCGCUUCGAGCUGCACAAUGCGGCCAAGGUGGACAUGGCCUUUGCCAUUGAGUCAGCCAUCACCAAUGGUGGCUUCCAACUCGUCGCCGGACACUUUCAGCCGGAUUUAACGCGUUCUCAUUUCGUGCAUCGUCCUGCGACGUUGCCGCUGGCUCAGGCAGCCACUGCACCGGAUGAAUCCGUGCAGCUGGCCAUGUUUGUGAUGGCCAGCUGUUCGGCCUUCCUCGUCAGCAUCUUUGUGGUGUACGUGAUGCUGAAGCGUGGCUGGCACAAAACGUUGCACAAGAACAUCUACGAUUAUCCCAAGGCGACGCCGGUUGCUGUUGUUGGCGGUCAGGAGAAACCCGUCGACUACUCGCUGCCCAUAUUUGUGCUGGAGGAUGCACAGCCGGAGAGCAUGAAGCGUGUCAAGGCGUAGGAAUUAGUCUUCUCCUUCUGCAGUUGUUAAGCGUUAAAUUAUAUAAAUGAAUUUUGUAAAUAAUUUUGUUGGUUUCAGACACCGUUGCGAAGCGGCGAUGGUGCAAGCCAAAGCACUUAUCUGACAAGUAUAUAGAACUAUAUAUAAAAUUGUGUACUUUCUAGGCUUAUAAGACGACUAAUUUAUGAAUAAAGCUUUAUAAACGAAAUCAAAGU
This is a messenger RNA of Drosophila sulfurigaster albostrigata, 5206 nucleotides long. RefSeq lists its product as uncharacterized. NCBI's taxonomy places the organism in Eukaryota, Metazoa, Arthropoda, Insecta, Diptera, Drosophilidae. The transcript has 5 exons. Gene Ontology annotation, molecular function: serine-type endopeptidase inhibitor activity. The coding region runs from base 459 to 4991 and encodes 1510 amino acids. The record is from RefSeq and is a predicted model, not a curated record. Gene Ontology annotation, cellular component: extracellular region; basement membrane. Gene Ontology annotation, biological process: cell-matrix adhesion.